Messenger RNA from Quercus lobata, 579 nucleotides. RefSeq names its product protein FAR1-RELATED SEQUENCE 5-like. Bases 1 to 579 code for a protein of 192 amino acids. NCBI's taxonomy places the organism in Eukaryota, Viridiplantae, Streptophyta, Magnoliopsida, Fagales, Fagaceae. The transcript has 2 exons. The record is from RefSeq and is a predicted model, not a curated record.
AUGAUAGGUUUAAAGAAAGUUGAUGAUACAUGGAUUGAAUGUAAGUUUGUGGAGAGUCAUAAUCAUAAGCUUCUUACCCCUAAGAGUAUAAGUUUGCUUCGUGGGCAUAGAGUGAUAACAAGUGCCCAAAAGAAUCUUAUAGAUACACUCAAAGAGUCAGGUAUAGCCCCAAGCAAGAUAAUGUCUGUGUUAAGUAAAGAAUCUGGUGGUGAUUAUAAUGUUGGAUGUAAUUGCUUUUGGGCAGAUGCUAGGUCAAGAAUGGCAUACCAAUAUUUUGGAGAUGUCGUUACCUUUGACACUACAUACCAAACAAAACGUUAUAAGAUGUCUUUUGUUCCUUUCACUGGAGUUAACCACCAUCAUCAAUCUGUGAUGUUUGGACGUGCUUUACUUGUCAAUGAAACAACAAAAUCUUAUACAUGGUUAUUGAAGACUUGGCUUAAUGCAAUGCCUGGAAAUCCUCCUUCUACAAUUAUAACAAAUGAUGACAAUACUAUAGCUAAGGCAAUUGCAGAUGUAUUGCCAAAUGCAACUCAUAGAUUGUGUAUGUGGCAUCUUUUACAGAAAGUUCUAGAAUAG